Messenger RNA from Cervus elaphus (red deer), 2980 nucleotides. RefSeq names its product zinc finger protein 708-like. The record is from RefSeq and is a predicted model, not a curated record. NCBI's taxonomy places the organism in Eukaryota, Metazoa, Chordata, Mammalia, Artiodactyla, Cervidae. Gene Ontology annotation, biological process: regulation of DNA-templated transcription. Gene Ontology annotation, molecular function: RNA polymerase II cis-regulatory region sequence-specific DNA binding; DNA-binding transcription factor activity, RNA polymerase II-specific. The transcript is spliced from 4 exons.
AAGCUCUGAGCGAUCAAGCCUCGUCUCUGGCCCCGGGUUGAAUUCUUCUCCUCCGGAGGCCAAGAACCCCAGCGUCUUUGCGUGCUUCAGCAACAACCUUUCAGUAGGAGUGGUGGUUGCAGGUUAAAGAGCUCUGUUGAUGCCCUCCAAGGUAGUUUCUCAAAACUCAGAAGUGCGUUUGCAGCAUAACAUCCCCAGAGAAGACAGAAUAGGAAGAGGAAGAAGAGGAAAUGGCAGCUUCUCAGGGACGGCUGACCUUCCGGGAUGUGGCCAUAGACUUCACUCAAGAGGAGUGGGAAUGCCUGGACCUCGGUCAGUGGGACUUGUAUAGGGACGUGAUGUUAGAGACCUAUGGGAACCUGGCCUCCUUGGGUCUUGUGGUCUCUAAGCCGGACCUGGUCACCUUUCUGGAGCAAAUGAAGAAUCCCUGGGAUGUAAGGAGAACGGACACAACAGCCACAUACCCAGCUGUGUCUUCUCACAACACCCAUGGUUUGAUGUCAAAGAAUCCAAGGUUUGAAAAUUCAAUCCAAAAAGCAAACCUAUAUGAAAGAGCUCCCCUCGGAAAUGAACAUUUAACCAAAGACUGGGGACAUACAAGGGUAUGUGACAGACUGAGAGGAUGUUUAUAUGGACAUAAAGAAAUUGAGACCGUUUCACAUACUGUGGACAUGACUGCCAGAAGAAAUGAGCACUGGGAGUCAAAUUGGGGAAAGCACCCGUUUCAGUCAUCACCGUCUGCCGCGCAGUGUAUCUUUGUAAGCAAUGACUCACAUCAGUUUUUGAAACACACACGUUCUCUGAGGGGAAAUGUGGAAAAUCUGGAAGGUCAUCCAGUCUCUACUCCAAAUGGUCGUUCAAACCACUCUGAACAUAGACUUCGAUUACACAUACAUUCAACCACGUCUGAAAAGGAGAAGUUUACACAUGAUGGGGAAAACUCACAAUAUAAUCAACUUGAGGGGUCUGUGAACAACAGGUCAUUAUUCUUCCACCAACAGACAGGUUCUCCCCAAUCCAAAAUUUGUAAUGUUGAUAAUAAUGGAAGAGACUUAAUUCAACCAUCACCGUUUGAUACAUAUCAUGAUAGGGUUAAUAUAAAACAACUUUUCAUGUGUAAUAACACGAGUCAGGCCUUAAGUAGGAGCUCCAAAGCCAAUAGUUUCCAGAGUAUUUAUGAUGGAGCAAGAAACUGUUCAUGCAAUGACAGUGGGUAUAACAUUGGACAAGACUCUGAUCUUAGGAAACACCAGGCACCUCAAUCUUCAGAUAAGGAUUCUGAAAGUAAUACAGGUAGGAAUAUCUUUUGUCGAGCAUCAGGUCUUUCACUAAAUAAGAGUACACAUACUGGAGAGAAGACUUACAAUUGUAGUGAAUAUGAUGUUUCUAAUCAGUCUUCAGAACUUAUUCAACAGCAGAGUAUUCAGAAUCCACAGAAAAACUACAAGUGUAAGAAAUGUGAGAAAGUCUUUACUAACGCACUCAACCUCUGUAAACAUAGGGAAAUUCAUACAGGAUGGAAUACUUUCAAAGGUACAGAAUGUGACAAAUCAUUUAAUCAGAGUUCAAAACUUAGUCAACAUCAGCGAAUCCAUAUUGGCCAGAAGCCUUAUAAAUGUAAGGAAUGUGGUGAAGGCUUUAGCCAGCACUCAAGUCUUACUUACCAUCAGAGAGUCCAUACACGGGAGAAGUCUUUUAAAUGUAAGGAUUAUGGCAAAGCCUUUAAACAGUGCUCAUGUCUUCAUAAACAUCAGGUAAUUCAUGCUGGAGAGAAACCUUAUAAAUGUCAAGAAUGUGGAAAAGCUUUCAGUCAAUACGUAACUCUUAUUAAACACCAGCGAAUUCAUACUGGAGAGAAGCCUUAUAAAUGUAAGGAUUGUGGCAAAGGCUUUAUUCAACGCAGAGGUCUUACUUGCCAUCAGAGAAUUCACACUGGAGAGAAACCGUAUAAAUGUCAAGAAUGUGGAAAAGCUUUCAGUCAAUACGCAACUCGUAAUAAACACCAGCGAAUUCAUACUGGAGAGAAGCCUUAUAAAUGUAAGGAUUGUGGCAAAGACUUUAGCCAGGGCUCAGGCCUUAUGUACCAUCAGAGAGUUCACUCUGGAGAGAAGCCUUAUAAAUGUAAGGAUUGUGGCAAAGACUUUAGCCAAGGCUCAGGCCUUAUGUACCAUCAGAGAGUUCAUACUGGAGAGAAGCCUUAUAAAUGUAAGGAUUGUGGCAAAGACUUUAGCCAGGGCUCAGGCCUUAUGUACCAUCAGAGAGUUCAUACUGGAGAGAAGCCUUAUAAAUGUAAGGAUUGUGGCAAAGGCUUUAGCUGGCACUCAAAUCUUACUCGCCAUCAGAGAAUUCACACUGGAGAGAAACCUUAUAAAUGUCAAAAAUGUGGAAAAGCUUUCAGUCAACGCUCUACUCUCACUCAACACCAGCGAAUUCAUACUGGAGAGAAGCCUUUUAAAUGUAAGGAUUGUGGCAAAGACUUUAGGCGCCGCGCCGGUCUUAAUCGCCAUCAGAGAAUUCACACUGGAGGGAAAACUUAUAAAUGUAAAGAAGGUGGUAAAGUUUUCAGUCAUUAUGCAACUCUUAUUUAACAUGAGCGAAUUCAUACUGAAGAGGAGCCUUAUAAAUGUAAGGAUUGUGACAUAGACUUUAACCCAGCACAUUGGUUUUACUUACCAUCAGAUAAUUCAUACUGAAGGAAAUCUCAUAAAUGUAAGGAAACCUGCAAAGGCUUUAAUCAGAGCUCUCAUCUCACUGGACAUCAGAGAGCAUGUCCUGGAGGGAAACCCUAGUAAUGAAGUAAGACAUGGAAGAGGUUUGUCCUGAACAUACAGUUCAGGAAACGCAAGACUGUUUAUAUAAGAAAGAUACAGAAUGACGUAAAGAAAAUAUAAAUAAGUAUUUACAAAAAAUCAAAUCUAAAUAAAUAUCAGGAAAUGCAUACUAGAAAGCAUUUCAUAAAUCCUGUUUUCUGAUGUUCCUC